Messenger RNA from Seriola aureovittata, 6309 nucleotides. It is a transcript of the gene arhgap44a, whose product is annotated as Rho GTPase activating protein 44a. The coding region runs from base 289 to 3249 and encodes 986 amino acids. The transcript is spliced from 22 exons. NCBI's taxonomy places the organism in Eukaryota, Metazoa, Chordata, Actinopteri, Carangiformes, Carangidae. The record is from RefSeq and is a predicted model, not a curated record. Gene Ontology annotation, molecular function: GTPase activator activity; protein binding. Gene Ontology annotation, biological process: modification of dendritic spine; regulation of dendritic spine morphogenesis; neurotransmitter receptor transport, endosome to postsynaptic membrane. Gene Ontology annotation, cellular component: postsynaptic density; dendritic spine; presynaptic active zone.
GUCACUGCUGUCGCUCUCUGCCUGUGAGUGCCAGCGGUGAAUUGGUCUAGCAUCCCUGCGCAGGCAAUGGGGCGAACGCAGAUGUAAAAAAUAUAUAUAUCAUUAGAAAAUUUAAAAAAGAAAACUUACUGUGAUCGUGGAAGUUUUCGGCGCUGGCAGCUUGCGAUGAGGGAAGGAAAAUACGACAGCCUGGAUUUUGUUUUGCGCCGCUGUGGAGUACGGAGCGUUAUAUUGAGAGAAAUAAUGCGGAAUAUUUCCUCCUGUAGGUGUUAACGCAGAAAAUACAAGAUGAAGAAGCAGUUCAAUCGGAUGCGACAGCUCGCCAACCAAACGGUGGGAAGGGCAGAAAAAACAGAAGUGUUGAGCGAGGACCUUCUACAGGUGGAGAAGCGUCUGGAUCUGGUCAAGCAGGUGACACACAGCACUCACAAGAAGCUGACUGCCUGCCUGCAGGGUCAGCAGGGAACUGAUGUGGAGAAGAGAUCUGUCAAGUCACCUUCUAAAAAACUACCGCUCACAAUCCUGGCACAGUGUAUGGUAGAAGGGGCUGCAGUGUUGGGAGAUGACUCUCUCCUGGGGAAGAUGCUGAAGCUGUGUGGGGAGACGGAAGAGAAGUUGGCGCAGGAGCUCAUCCAGUUUGAGUUCCAGAUAGAGAGAGAUGUGGUGGAGCCUCUCUAUGUGCUUGCUGAGGUGGACAUUCCCAACAUCCAGAAACAGAGGAAGCACUUAGCUAAACUUGUCUUGGACAUGGACUCCGCACGGACAAGAUAUCAGCAGUCAGCCAAGUCAUCCAGUCACCCGAGCACUCUGCAGCCUGGCGCCAAGUCCGAGUCCCUCAGAGAGGAGAUGGAAGAGUCAGCCAAUCGGAUGGAGAUUUGUAGGGAUCAGUUGUCAGCAGAUAUGUACAAUUUUGUGGCCAAAGAAAUCGACUAUGCAAAUUACUUCCAGACACUGAUAGAAACACAGGCAGAAUAUCACAGGAAGUCAUUAGAGAUUCUUCACAGUGUCCUGCCCCAGAUUAAAGCUCACCAAGAGGCGUGGGUGGAGAAGCCGUCGUUUGGCAAGUCUCUGGAGGAACACCUGAAUAUUAGUGGGAGAGAGAUUGCCUUCCCCAUCGAGGCCUGUGUCACUAUGCUGUUAGAGUGUGGCAUGCAAGAGGAGGGCCUCUUCAGAGUGGCUCCGUCAGCCUCCAAGCUGAAGAAGCUGAAAGCCUCCCUGGACUGUGGAGUUCUGGAUGUGCAGGAGUACUCCUCCGACCCGCACGCCAUCGCAGGCGCUCUGAAAUCAUACCUCCGUGAGCUCCCCGAGCCAUUGAUGACCACUGAACUAUAUGAUGAAUGGAUUCAGGCCUCCAACAUUCAAGAUAUGGACAAGAGACUACAAGCACUAAUGGCAGCAUGUGAAAAACUCCCCACAGACAACUUGAACAAUUUCAGAUAUCUAAUCAAAUUCUUAGCCAAGCUGAGUGAGUAUCAAGAUGCAAAUAAGAUGACUCCUGGUAACAUGGCGAUCGUCCUCGGCCCUAACCUGCUCUGGACACACACUGAGCCAAACAUGACAGAGAUGAUGACCACCCUGUCCCUACAGAUUGUUGGCAUCAUUGAGCCCAUCAUCCAGCAUGCUGACUGGUUCUUCCCUGGAGAGAUUGAAUUCAACUUGACAGGCAGUUAUGGCAGCCCGAUCCACACCAACCACAACUCCAACUACAGUUCCAUGCCCUCACCAGACAUGGACCAAUCUGAUCGCAAGCAGCAGCACGACCAGAGCCGACGCCCACUGAGCGUCGCCACUGACAACAUGAUGCUGGAGUUUUACAAGAAGGAUGGCAUUAGGAAGAUACAAAGUAUGGGAGUCCGGGUUAUGGAUACCUCCUGGGUGUCUCGUAAAGGUUCAUCCACACUGGCACGCAAGGCUUCCUCCACCCCUCCAGGCAUGCAAGGCCCCGGCUCUCCUGCAGACACACUCAUCCCCGAGCAGCCUGGAGAGCUCGCCACCUCGCCGUCGGCGACACCGCCACCUGGAGAAAGGUUUUGCUCAGACAACGUGUCGCCCAAUCGGCCGGACACCUCUCAUGCCCACCCACCCCCAGGGGAGGACCGGCCACCCCCCCCUUACCCCACCUCCUCGUGCCACACUCUCCCCCACCACUUCUAUCCCAAACCCCCACCCUGCGCUCGCCCUGUGGCACCGGGUCCAGAGUCCCAGCCCCCCGGCUCACCCCCACCCCCAGUGCGCUGGUCUGGCUUCACUCCCCCGGCCCCGCCCCCUUCCUCUUCUUCCUCCUCCUCCUCCUCGUCGCUUGACAUCAAUUCAAACCCCAAACCCAGCUGUCUGCACUUCCCCAAGCACAGUCCGCCAGGUGACAUGUCGCAUGCCCCCCCGCCAGACACUAAUGCUUCACCACUCUACAUCAAAACCCCCUUGGUACUAACCCGCCAUGACCAGUCCCUUGGCAACCCCCCUAGCCUUCCCUCGUCCGCACCCCCGCCCCCGCCGUGGGCUGCCUGUCCAUGUGCCCGAGAGAGAGGACCCCCCAGGCUGACUAGUUCAUUGAAGAGUAAAGAGCUCUCCCCUGUAAUUGGACACAAAGCCAUCCAGGUGGCAGGUCCAACGGUCCCUCCCAGCAGCAGUCCUCAGAGCAGCAGCCAGUCCCCCCACUCCACAGAGCACAGUCCACACACCCUGCGCAAAGGUUCCAAGAAGUUGGCCCCUGUGCCUCCCAAGGUCCCUUAUGGCCAGUCUGGCGGGAUGUCCGACCAGUCCACAGGUCAGCCGUCACCGGUCAGCCUGUCUCCCACACCCCCUAGCACCCCCUCCCCUUAUGGACUGGCCUGCCCUCCAGGGCAAGUGCCCCCAUCCUCCCCUGGGCAGACCCCACUGGGGGCGCCCCACUCUAUUUCGUCCCCUCCCUCCCUGACCGGAACGCUCACCAAGUCUCGGCCCACCCCUAAGCCCAGGCAGAGACCCAGCCUGCCCCCUCCUCAGCCUCCCACAGCCCCUCCGGGGUUCUCUGGCCUGGCCACGGCCCCAGUUCCCCAGCCCCUGGAGCAGGGCCUCCUGGAUGGACUGUCUCCUGGGGAGAGCAUGUCUACAGAUAUCUUCAAUUAUGAAAUCCCCUCCAUCAAUGUCAAUCUGGACAGCCUCAUCGAUGAGUUCAGCGGUGCCCCCUGCAGGAGGUCCCUCGCAGUGACAGACUCUCCAGAGGGGGAUGCUGUGCCUGAGGAGGAGCCCCAGAGCACCACUCUAUGACCUAUGACCCUAAGGCAUCACAGCUUACCAGCACCCCUAUGGCUGUACAUACUCUUAACUGUCGCCGCCAAGGCCUGAUGGAAACACCAAUUGGCCUCACCAAUGCCCACCUGAAACCAGAACUUGAACCUUCCCUCACAUCUGCUACAGGCUGCAAAGAAACUCAUCUCUUACAAUUGCUCGCUAGUACAUAAAUGUGACUACAAAAAAAAAAAAAACACCAAAAUGCCAUAGUGGAGGAACAGUUGCCUUUAGGAGGAAAGACUGGAAUAUAGAUGAGUAUUACAUUAAAUGAUUUUCUCAGUUUCUUUUUCUUUUUUUUGCUUUGCUUUGUUUAUCUUUGUUAUUUGAUGCAGUGGUCUGUAUUUUCUGUGCAUUUUUCAGUUUCUUUUUGCCUUAUUCGAACAUGCAAUCAAAUUGCAAUUUGAUAUUCAUGAGUUGUACAACUUUUGGUUAGGGAAACUCAGAUCCUGACAUGGUUAGGAGCAAAGCCCAUCCUCAGGGUGAAACAGAGAGACAGAGAGUAAUCUGGUUAUAUUUCUCACAGGGUAUUCAAGCUUUGUGCACAUUAGGGAAACGCUGAGCCCGGCAGGUUUCGCAUGCAAGAUGAAAACAUUUAAUGCAGUGUUGAUUCUUAUUGUCGUACCCCGUUUUGAUUUCCCCCUCUUCUAUCACACAUUACAACUGUAGUUCUUUACCUGACAUUUACCUUUAUGCAGGUGAACUCACUUUAACUCACUUUAUACCAGCACAGUAUGAGAAGAAUGUUCUUGUAAAUUGAAGUUUUUGAACUUGCACCUGUUUUUCAGUUGUGAAGAAAGCACCAAGAUGUGUUUGCAUGACAAGCCAAGAUGACGGAAGGGCCUCAGAGUGGCAGUGUUUUAUUUUGUGUGAGUGUUUUUGUCGUUGUUGUUGUUGUCCUUGGAGAGUAGAUUUACACCACCCACGUGCUGUUACAGUUUUGAUGAUAAUGGAUGGAUGACUACACUGCCUUUAGGUUCAUAUGAUUCUCUCUCUUAACCUUGUUUCAAGUGCUUCAGGUUCAGUGACCUUUGACCCCUAGUGUAAAUACAAAGACUGUACAUAAAUUGAUGUAUAUAAAUCUGAGAGGAAAGUAUAUGUAAAAUGCAUAUCUUGAAUAUAUAUAAUAAUAAUAUAUGUGCUGAUAUUUAUCAUGUGUAGAAAAUGUAAUGAUUAAAAAUUUGAUGUUAUUUUUGUCCCUGCACACAAUGAACAGGUCUACUGUAGAUUCAUAAUCUUUCACGUUGACACCAGGUAACGACGAUGCUGCAGCAGAAAUGCAGAAUGUUAUUUCUGCCAGAAAUCAAUCGUAGUCUUUCUAAUUCUGUCUUUGCUUCUUUGUCUUCAGACAACACUAAUGAGUUACAAUGUCCUAUCUUUUCUUCUUUUUUUAAUCAGUUAUUUAAUAGAUUCCAGUGUAAAUAAGUAGAUCACUUUGACCCUGCUUGGACCAUUUAAUGAAUCCAUAAUGAGGCUAAAUGUAUAGCCCUAAGCUUAUAUUGUUAGACUGACUACAACAAAGUAAAAAAAUUGCUUAAUCAAUUAAGUUAAUCAAAAGUUAAUGUGUAGUCAAUCACUGUCUAAAUUGUUGGUUUUCUCACCACAGUAAUUAGAGGUGUUUCAAAUUCAUCAGAUAACAGAUGCUGCAGUGUCACUUUUUUUAAUUUAAUACAGAAUGUCUUAGGACAAUGAUUUUGUCAAUUUAAGUGCAAUUACAGUGUUUACUGAUCCACCUCAGUUCAAAAAGUGGUCAAAGUCACCCUUCCCAAACUUUCAGAAAAAAAGCCAUUAAUUUUAUUGCAAAGCAAUUAUCAUUUCUUUUUCUUUUCAACUUUGUGUUUUUUUUUUUUGUUGUUGUUGUGUGUGUGCGUGAGUUAACUUCUUACAAACUGAAUUCUAGAUUAACCUCUCUCCAAAAGUGAUCCAUGGUAUGCCUCAGUGUGUGUUCUCAAUGGACUAUGUUUAUGAAGAUUUUUGGUGAUGUUGAUAAUUAUAUUGAUAGCUGUGGUGAUUAUUUGACAAUUGCAAGUGCCCUCUUACACUGGUUGUUAUUUUUGGAACUAUAGGCAUAAUCAAUGUGUACUAGAGGUUUAAUUGUCUGUGCUGGAUCCAUACAUUUAUACGAGGAGGCAGGGGUAUCUCUGAAUGUGACUCACUCAGAUCUCAAACGGUAGGGUAUACCUGUUUUUCUAAUACCUAACAGGAUGAAUGAAAGCUAGUUUUUGGAUGAAGGUUAAUUUGGGCCUGUUGGCUUGUAUUAUUACCAGUACAGGGCAGUAUUACUGUAAUGCUUUUGUGCAUCAUAACUGGAACUUACAGCCACCUAAAAGCAUGCAUUCAUAUUCAUUAUAGGUGUUAUUACUAUGCUGCUGAAAAGAAAAAAAAUGUCUGUAUCCUCCCCCAAAAACAUCAUGAUUUCAUCUCAUAUCUAAUUUCAGCCAGUAAAUGAACUUUACGGCUGUUUUCAAGAGCAUAUUCAUCAGAGCCACCUUUUGCACCUAAGACUACACUGUUACAUAGUUUUAUCAAGCAUUUCAACUACUGUAGGCCUAUAUUUCCUAUCUCACCUCACCACCGAGUAUGUUGGUCUCAAGUAAAGCUCAAUUUGUUUACAUUUUGUCGGGAGGGGGGGAUUUUAAAUGAGAAAAAAGGGAAAAUCUGAAAAAAGUGUCAUGCAUGCGCUUAGAUAGUCUUUUGAUAAUCCACGUUUUGUGUCAAUCACUGUCUUUUUAGGGAUUGUAAGAGGGGUAAUGAAUAAAACGUAGUGAUGGACUCUAGAGAAUGUGGAUCACGAUGAAUGGUCCUUUGUGAGCAAUACGGUAGAGGAGUGGAUGUUGCCUGUGGAUGUACUGCCUCCUUCUGCUUUCACUACUAGUGUACAAACAAAAACCUGCCGCUUGUCAAGCCCACCAUGCCCACCCCUUCCUCCUCUGCUUAGCAUAUCAAGUGGAACACAGUGUGUACUGUGAAGCCUACCUGCAAUCCUUAUCAGAAUGUCAGAAAUAAAUAUAUAUAUUAAACUCUACAUUUUUAAUAAUG